AAUCGUUUUUAUUCUUUCCGAAAAGAGACCUAGAUCAUAACUAAAAGUCCUUCUCUAAAGUCCUUCUUUACUGCAUUAAAUUAAAUUCCCAGUAGGUGACGCUCUCUGCCAACACGGAGCACAACCCUGCAAUGGGGAGGCACACGUUGACUUGAGUCUAACGACUCCCAUCUCGUCAUCAUUUGUAACCAUAGAGCAUGAAUUACCUCUUGAAGUCAUCAGUGAGAAUUUACGACUGGUCAACAAAAGCACGUGAUUCUCAAACGCACCCCCACCCCCAUAUUUGGCCGCAUACAUAGCAAAAACGAAGUACAGUGCAUUGCUAUAAUUCAUUAAUACAUCAUAAAUCGUGAAGCACAGCGUUAUAACGACCAAGAUCUACAAAUCAAGCCCUCUAAAACAACCUAAAUGAGCUCUUACUUUGUAAACUCGUUCUCAGGGCGCUACCCAAAUGGCCCCGACUAUCAGUUACUAAAUUAUGGAACUAGCAGCAGCGCUAUGAACGCCUCGUACAGGGACUCCGGCACCAUGCAUUCGGGCUCGUACGGCUACAACUACAAUGGGAUGGACCUGACCGUCAAUCGUUCAUCCAAUACGGGCCACUUUGGGGCUGUUGGGGAUAACUCCCGGGGUUUCCAGUCUCCCGCUCCGGAGACGCGGUUCAGGCAGCCGUCAAGCUGCUCGCUGGCGUCCCCGGAGCCGCUGCCGUGCUCCAACAGCGAGAGUCUGGGACCCAAAUGCUCCUCGCCCCCUUCCGACCAGAGCGUCUGCACGACGGGCAGUAACCUCACCAACACCACACAUUUCACUGAAAUAGACGAGGUGAGCGCUUCCUCCGAGACCGAGGAGGGCACCCAUAGAGCCAGCGCCAACCCCGCCGCCCGGACUCAGCAGAAGCAAGAGUCCACUGCAACCUCCACCACCACGGCAUCGAGCGAUGGCCAAGCACCACAGAUAUUCCCUUGGAUGCGGAAACUGCACAUUAGCCAUGAUAUGACUGGACCGGACGGCAAAAGGGCCCGAACAGCAUACACUCGCUAUCAGACGCUAGAGCUGGAAAAGGAGUUCCAUUUCAAUAGGUACCUUACCCGGAGGAGGAGAAUAGAGAUAGCCCACGCGCUGUGCCUCUCAGAACGGCAAAUAAAGAUCUGGUUCCAAAACCGAAGGAUGAAAUGGAAAAAGGACAAUAAACUGAAGAGCAUGAGUCUGGCUACUGCAGGUAACGCUUUCCAGCCAUAGACGUCACGCAAGUAAAUAAUACACUACGAGGGGUGAAAAGAAUACACACAUUCAAAAUAGUUUUUAAAAACACUAUAACUGAGUACUGUACAGCGCGGCAUCUUUUGGCAUGUUGUUGAUGUUUUAGGGCAACUUAACUUAUACUGUGGUACUGCUUCUAUAAAAACAGUUCAUAUUCAUAUGUUGUUGUCUUUUUAAUACAACGGUGAUUAUUGUUUGGAGGGGGUAAAAAAGAAAAAUAGCUAUCAAUGCCGCCCGUUGUUAUUGUUAUAAAUAUCGUUUAUGUGUCAAGUGCUAUGUUACUGCUUUCUUGAAAGUUGGCAUGUGAGCUCUUAAAUGUUAUAACUUAUUUACAAACUAUAACGAACAUACUUUACGAGUUUACAUCUUUAGACUCCUCUGCCCAAACAUGAAGUUAAGCUAUUUUAGACAGGCCCCUGUAUUGCUUUAGCAGGAGUCACGGUGUGUUAUAUAUGAUCACCUUCAUGUUUUCAUACCAUUGUUUGAAUCAUUUCUUUGGAUUAUUGUGUCAUGUGUUUAAAUUACUCAUUUAUUUUUUGAAAAAAGGGAAACUUGUAUAUACAAAAUUGUGACUAGAAUUCCCGUAUCCGUUCAUACGUGUGUAUAGUUAUAUUCCAAAUGUAAUUGUAUAUUAUUGGAUCAUGCUUAUGUUCCAGAAAGGAUGUAUAUAUUAGACAUUUUUCAUGUGACCAAUUGGCUAUUUGUAUUGGGCAGAGUGAAUGACAAGUGUGUGGGGGAAAAUGACAAUUGUCAUGUCGGACUGCCUGUAAGCAUUCUGCCAAUAAGCUUUUUGGAUUUGUUUGUAGCUUACCUUGGAGUACAAAAUAAAGUUCCUCAUACUCAGACCAAACCCCUCGAGCACACUGCUUGUAAUUCUCUACCCCCUGCCUACCUCACAAACGACCCAGCUGGGGUCAAACACGCAUCUCCCAGACCCCCUGUCUACCCACUGUCCAAACCUGGUGGACAUGUAUCCUGUUUUGUACGGCAUCAGCUGUCAAUUCGUCUCAAAACCUUAUCAAAAUACUUCGGGAAUAUGUCUUCCACAAAUGCAGUCGGCCAAAUGAUAGGCUGGAGUUAAGUCAUAAAUGGAACAAUCGCAGAUACGCAUUACGCACAAGGACAUAGCCACUACUGCAGUCAUUCCCAUGUUUAAAAUGCAACCUGAGGGACAUGUGGCAAUCCCAAAGACAAAAAACAACUGAAACUCAACUAAAAUACACACCGAGCACACACUCUUGGCCCAUCUCUUGUUGACAAACGUUGACAUCCAAAACAUUAACGAAUUGGGCACUUUUCUGUAAUGAUUUCCUCAUUGUUAAACGGUGCCCCUCCUGUACAAAUUAGUUUACGUCUCACUUUCAGUAAACAAGCACUGAACUUUCAAACUUACCGGUGGGUUCUCAACCGUUGUUUCUGGUCCUACGCUACUUUUUAGAGCCGAGUAAAGGUCCUGCCAAAAAGCCCCAUCUGCCCGGCGCUGCCUGGCCAAUUGCGUUUUGAAAAUUUGCUUUCCCCUUUGGCCAAACUAUACCAAAAGAAGCUAUGACAUUUACAUGUCAAACGGAUGAGGGUUUUAUCUUGAAGUUAGAUCGUAAAAAUCGCCCAAGCCACCGACAGAUACCCCUUACUGGCUCUCAAAAGUCACGUGGGGUCCAUAAAGUUAGUUUUAUGGUUUUGGGGAGUUGACAAUAUAUAUUUCACAUUCUAGAAUGCAAGUGACGGUUUAACUGCUUCCGAGGGAUUCUAAAGGGUCAGUAGUUAGACAAGAGCUCUGUAGUAGGCCACUGCCAUGCCCUUGUCUGGUACACACAAUGUCAGCGCUCCGGUUCGAACCAUUUCAAUGCGGGAAAUGUAGCCCGUGGACUGUAUGAACGCACCAACUGCACAGUAAGUCCAAUUUUAAGGCUGAUUUGGCUGGUGGUUAGGCCUAGGGACAAGGGGGGAAGAAGAGGGGAGGCAUCGUGUGUAAUGACUGUAAUUUAUUUGACUCUCAACAGUGGUAUUAAUAUGGUGCUGAUUCUCUGGAACUUCAUAUAUUUCGGGUAUUUUAGUUAGGCCUAUCUGCUAUGUGUGGGGACAUGUGAUAUAGGCGUCAUAGAUACAUGUGUUUAUGUGUGCUUGUGAAUAUGCUUUAGUUGUGUAUUUGUGGAUGUAACUAUACAAACCUUGACCUCUGCCUCUGAGGGAAUUCAUGUAGACUCUACUGUUGAGGGAAGUUACUUAGACAUAUAUCCUGUCGUUUUUUAUUGUCAUUUUGCAUCUAUGAAAUAAAGUUUUGUUGUGGUAUACACUUUGA
This is a messenger RNA of Oncorhynchus kisutch (coho salmon), 3559 nucleotides long. Its product is annotated as homeobox protein Hox-B5a. Gene Ontology annotation, molecular function: RNA polymerase II cis-regulatory region sequence-specific DNA binding; DNA-binding transcription factor activity, RNA polymerase II-specific. The transcript is spliced from 2 exons. Gene Ontology annotation, biological process: anterior/posterior pattern specification; regulation of transcription by RNA polymerase II. Bases 409 to 1239 code for a protein of 276 amino acids. Lineage: Eukaryota; Metazoa; Chordata; Actinopteri; Salmoniformes; Salmonidae. Gene Ontology annotation, cellular component: nucleus. The record is from RefSeq and is a predicted model, not a curated record.